AAGCUGGUCCAGUUCCAAACAUGGCAGCAGCCUGUCCUCCUGGCUGGACCCAGUUUGGAAGUCGCUGCUUCAUUUUCUACUACAACAUGAAGACGUGGAGUGAUGCCGAGGAGUUCUGCAUUUCUAUUGGUGGGAAUUUGGCCUCAAUCCACAACAAUGAAGAAAACAGCUUCCUGAGUGACAUGGUUGUACGGGACACUGGAAGCCCUGCGGUCACAUGGGUCGGCGGCUACGAUGCCGUCACAGAGGGACAGUGGAUGUGGAGCGACGGAUCAAAGUUUGACUAUACUAGCUUUGCUAUCGGUCAGCCUGACAAUAUUCAACAAUCACAACACUGCCUGGAAAUGAACUACAUUGUGUACAAGUGGAACGACAGACCAUGUAACCAGCCAUGGCCAUUUAUUUGUGCCAAAAGAAUCUGAAGCCUCCAACCAUCUGCUGAGCUGCUGUGAUAGCAAUUCUGUUUUUGGUGGGAUUUCUUUUGGGAUUAAUGGGUUUAUAAUCUUUUGAAAUAAAAAGUAACAUUAUAAACACAAACUUGAUUUAAUGAUCUUUAUGCUGUCAAAUAUUUUUACUUCAUUAAAUGGUGUGAAAACUUCA
Molecule: messenger RNA, 600 nt
Organism: Xiphophorus couchianus (Monterrey platyfish)
Lineage: Eukaryota; Metazoa; Chordata; Actinopteri; Cyprinodontiformes; Poeciliidae
Product: galactose-specific lectin nattectin-like
Exons: 6
Coding region: 21-422 (133 amino acids)
Source: RefSeq, a predicted model, not a curated record